Molecule: messenger RNA, 1760 nt
Organism: Oryza brachyantha (malo sina)
Lineage: Eukaryota; Viridiplantae; Streptophyta; Magnoliopsida; Poales; Poaceae
Product: integrin-linked protein kinase 1
Exons: 11
Biological process (GO): protein phosphorylation
Molecular function (GO): protein binding; protein kinase activity; ATP binding
Source: RefSeq, a predicted model, not a curated record
GAGGCGGCGGCGGCGCGGGGAUCGAGGGGAGGGGGAAGCGGGAGCGGGAGCGGGGGUAGCGGGGGAGGAGGAGCAGGGGGAGGGGGAGGGGCGGGGUCGUCGGGGAGCAGCGGGGCGCGGCGGCGGUUCGACGACAAGGGGCUGGUGGCGAGGACGUCGCUGAUCCUGUGGCACACGCACCAGAACGACGCCGGGGCCGUGCGGAAGCUGCUGGAGGAGGACGCCGCGCUCGUCAACGCCCGCGACUACGACAGCCGCACGCCGCUCCACGUCGCCGCGCUCCACGGAUGGCACGACGUCGCCGAGUGCCUCAUCGCCAACGGCGCCGACGUCAACGCACAGGAUCGGUGGCAGAACACGCCACUUGCUGAUGCGGAGGGUGCAAAGAGGAAUGCUAUGAUCGAGCUGCUCAAGGAACAUGGUGGAUUGACAUAUGGGAAAACCGGAAGUCAUUUUGAACCAAAGACAAUUCCACCACCCCUAACAAACAAGGCUGACUGGGAGAUUAACCCUCUUGAAUUGGAUUUCACAAAAGCUGUUAUCAUUGGAAAGGGCUCUUUUGGUGAAAUUCUGAAAGCCAAUUGGCGAGGAACGCCUAUUGCUGUCAAGCGCAUUCUUCCAUCUCUAUCUGAUGAUAGGCUGGUGAUACAAGAUUUCAAGCAUGAAGUCAACUUGCUAAUAAAGCUGAGACAUCCAAAUAUUGUUCAGUUCCUUGGAGCAGUUACAGAAACCAAGCCUUUAAUGCUCGUUACCGAGUUUUUACGAGGAGGUGAUCUUCAUCAAUACCUGAAGGAGAAAGGCGCACUUGCCCCAGCUACUGCUGUUAAUUUUGCAUUAGAUAUCGCAAGGGGCAUGGCCUAUCUUCACAAUGAACCAAACGUAAUAAUUCAUCGGGACUUAAAACCAAGAAACAUUCUUCUAGUAAAUUCUGCUGCCAACCACUUGAAAGUUGGAGAUUUUGGUCUUAGCAAGAUUAUCAAAGCCCAGCAUGCCAAUGAUGUGUACAAGAUGACUGGGGAGACUGGAAGCUACCGGUACAUGGCUCCAGAAGUAUUCAAACACCGGAAAUAUGACAAAAAAGUUGAUAUCUUUUCUUUUGCCAUGAUACUUUAUGAGAUGCUUGAAGGAGAUCCACCUUUCUCCAACUAUGAACCUUAUGAAGCUGCAAAGUAUGUCGCAGAGGGGCAUCGCCCGCCUUUUCGUUCGAAGGGAUUUACUAACGAAUUCAAGGAGUUAAUUGACGUGUGCUGGGCUGGGGAUAUCCACUCGAGACCAUCUUUCCUGGAGAUCCUCAAGAGGCUCGAGAAGAUCAAAGAACAUUUCGCGGCGCAUGAUCACCACUGGCAUUUGUUCUCCCAGUAGCUUCAUCACUCUGAAUUCAUCGCGAUUCAUUGCUACUGCGUGUGGUGCCACGAGUGAGGAAUUUAUGGGAGACCUGACAUUUAUCGGUGUACAAAAUUUAGAUGGCCCAAGGAAGGGUCAAAAUCGAUACUGUUCUGCUAAAGCAGAUAUCUUGUUUUUCUUGAACCAUCCCUUUUGUUAUUAGGUUUCCUGCUCUCUUUUUUAAAAUGUUUUUUGAGAAUCAGUACAGUGGCUACAGGAAGUAAAUGUUGCCAUGUAAUCUUUUAAAAGCACUUCUUGUUACGGGGACAAAAGGUUAGUUCUCUGCGAACUUUGUAAACAGAUUGUAUUUUUGUUGAUGCUUUGAUCGUACACUCAUUUAAGUAACAGAUUAGAAUGAAGUUCCCUGUGAACUUUAA